GAAUGUAGAUACUUAUCUAUUUAAAUUCAUGAGUUUAUAAAAAGAGAAAGCAUAUCCAAGCGAGAGCGUCAGUGAAAUCGAAAAUGGCUGCCGUGAGCAGUACUGUUGAUCGUCGAGGAGCGCAAAAUCAAACAAUGUCAACAAAACCCGCACAUAUAUUAAUCUUUAGUGGAAAGAGAAAAUCGGGAAAAGAUUAUAUCACGGAUAAAUUAUAUGAGAGAAUCGGGAGCGAUGAAAGUGUUAUUAUAAAAUUGUCAGGCCCAAUAAAAACUCAUUGGGCUAAAACUUCAAAUUUGGACAUUGAUCAGCUGCUUGGAGAUGGAGCCUAUAAGGAGAAAUAUAGACUUGAAAUGGUUAAAUGGGGGGAAGAAACCAGAAAAAAAGAUUACGGAUAUUUUUGUCGAGCAGCUAUUGAAAUGUACAAUGCUGAGGACAAACCUAUUUGGAUAGUUAGCGACGCAAGAAGAAAGACGGAUAUUCAAUGGUUUUUAGAUAAUUUUGGCGAAAUUUGUAAAACUGUACGAAUAAGUAGCAGUGAAACUGUUAGAAGGAAACGGGGUUGGAAUUUUACACAAGGGAUAGACGACAUGGAGACGGAAUGUGAUUUGGAUGGCGUGAAUAACUGGAAUCUACAUUUACGUAACGAGACUGAAAAUGUGGAAGAUAUAUUAGACAAGAUUUUAGAACUUAUUAAUUGAAUACGUCAAUUCAUAAAUUACUGGUAUAAAAUAUCUAUAAAUUUUCUUAAAUAUUUUGUUAAUUUAUGUGAAUAAUUUAUAAGCUACAGGACGCGCGAGGCACAUUUGAUGAAAGGCGCAUUUUUAAAUAAAAAAAAUAUUAUUAUUAAUUUUAUUAGACCACAGAAUUUAUAAUAUUUUUAAUGUUUAAAAAAACCUGGUUUCUAA
Belonocnema kinseyi is the source of this 905-nucleotide messenger RNA. RefSeq names its product probable phosphomevalonate kinase (gene Pmvk). Gene Ontology annotation, biological process: cholesterol biosynthetic process; isopentenyl diphosphate biosynthetic process, mevalonate pathway. The record is from RefSeq and is a predicted model, not a curated record. Gene Ontology annotation, molecular function: phosphomevalonate kinase activity. The transcript has 5 exons. Gene Ontology annotation, cellular component: cytoplasm. The coding region runs from base 84 to 698 and encodes 204 amino acids. Lineage: Eukaryota; Metazoa; Arthropoda; Insecta; Hymenoptera; Cynipidae.